GAUUUAGCACUUGAUGCUACCACAAUAGUAGGGGUGGACCUUGGCCAGGGUCUGCUGCGGGAAGUGGAUAUUAAAAAGUACAUAAAGGUUGAGAAGGUUCCUGGUGGCCAGUUGGAAGAUUCAGUGGUUCUCAAAGGAGUAAUGAUUAACAAAGAUGUUAUUGCACCUGGAAAAAUGAGAAGAAAGAUUGUCAACCCACGCAUCAUUCUUCUUGAUUGUCCUCUUGAAUAUAAGAAAGGCAAGAACCAAACAAAUGCCGAGUUGCUUAAAGAAGAAGAUUGGGGAGUCCUGCUAAAAUUGGAAGAAGAAUACAUCGAGAGCCUAUGCGUGCAAAUAUUGAAGUUUAAACCAGAUGUGGUUAUCACAGAAAAGGGGCUUAGUGACUUGGCAUGCCAUUAUUUUAGCAAGGCCGGUGUCAGUGCAAUCAGGAGGUUGCGGAAAACAGAUAAUAACCGAAUUGCCAAGGCUUGUGGAGCUGUAAUUGUUAACAGACCAGAUGAAUUGCAAGAGUCUGAUGUUGGUACUGGCGCUGGGCUAUUUGAGGUUAAGAAAAUUGGUGAUGAGUUUUUUGCAUUCAUUGUUGAUUGCAAAGAGCCCAAAGCAUGUACUGUACUCUUGAGAGGUCCUAGUAAGGAUCUCUUAAAUGAAGUGGAAAGGAAUUUGCAGGAUGCCAUGUCUGUAGCAAGAAACAUCCUCAAGAAUCCGAAACUUGUUCCUGGUGGUGGUGCUACAGAGUUAACUGUAUCUGCUACAUUGAAGCAAAAGAGUUCAUCUGUAGAAGGUAUAGAAAAGUGGCCAUAUGAAGCUGCUGCUAUAGCUUUUGAGGCUAUACCACGUACUUUGGCUCAGAAUUGUGGGGUGAAUGUGAUUAGAACAAUGACGGCGUUGCAGGGAAAGCAUGCAAAUGGUGAAAAUGCAUGGAUUGGCAUUGAUGGUAACACUGGUGCAAUAACUGAUGUGAAAGAGAAAAAGAUAUGGGAUGCCUAUAACGUGAAGGCCCAGACUUUUAAAACUGCCAUAGAAGCUGCUUGCCUACUUCUCAGAAUCGAUGACAUUGUGAGUGGGAUCAAGAAGAAGCAGCCUCCUGGUGCCAAAGCUCCUUCGAAGCCUCAAGUUGAGACGGAAGGCGAUGCAGAUAAUGAGCAAAUAAUUCCCGAGUGAUUAUCGAGAGCGCGUGGUUUUCUCAGUUUGAAUGAAGUUUUGCUUUAAAGAAAGAAAAGAAAGGAGCAUUAUAAGUUUGAUGAGGAUAUUUUGUAGGUUUGUAAUGUCACCUUAACUUUGUAGUGUGUGUUUUGUCUCUCUUCUUUCUUUCUCAAUCCACGAAGGGUGGGAAAGAAGAGAAGUCUUCUUCUUAUUGGAGAAUGCUAAUGUUAGUUUGCCAUGUCAUCUGUGUAUCGAACACAAUUUAUUUGUUAACUUCUUGGAUUGGCACAAUGACGCUUAUUUCUA
Prunus avium (sweet cherry) is the source of this 1449-nucleotide messenger RNA. NCBI's taxonomy places the organism in Eukaryota, Viridiplantae, Streptophyta, Magnoliopsida, Rosales, Rosaceae. The record is from RefSeq and is a predicted model, not a curated record.